AUGUCCGAUCAAACAGUGACUUUUCGGGAACACUCCAACAACCCGUCCGACGUCGUUCGAGUCAUCGAGUAUGACUUCAGGCAGACCGAGUUAGGCCCGGAAGAGGUGUGCAUCCAGUUUCUUGCGGCCCCCAUUAACCCGCAGGACCUGCUCGUAAUUUCUGGAAAAUAUCCCGUCCAGCCGGCCCAGCGGUGCGAGGGGGAGCCCAUUCCAGGCUAUGACGGCGUGGCUCGGGUGGAGCGCAUCGGAUCUGCCGUGACAAAGUUACAGCCAGGCGAUCAGGUUAUCCCCCGCCAGCAUGGCCUGGGCACCUGGCGAUCGCAGGCAAUCGUCCCUGCCAGCUCCCUGCUCCGUGUCCCCUCAUCGCAUCUCGACCCCGUCAGUGCCGCCAUUCUCAAGAUGGGAUGUGGACCCGCCUACCUGCUCCUUCAGAGCAGGCAAGAUCUGCGGCCGGGCGACUGGGUCGUGCUCAACGCUGCCACGGGCGUGAUCGCUCAGAUGGUUAUUCAAUUCGCUCGACUCCGUGGAUGCCACUCUCUCAGCAUCAUACGGGACCGGGAAGAUGUGGAUUCGACCCGGAAGCAGCUGCUCACCUUGGGAGCCGACCUGGUGGUAACCGAAACGGAGCUUGCCGGUCAGGGAUCAGUCCUGGCGGCGGAGAAGCGCAUUGUGCUGGCUCUUGAUGCCGUGUUCGGCACCUACGUCAACUACGGGUCUCUUGGAGGUGCAACUGAGGCCAUUGGAUUGACACAGGAGCUUAUUUUCUGGAAACAAGUUACAUUCAAACACUUUCGGCUGUCACAAGCGCUAGAUCACUUCUCAAAGUCUCAGCAAGAAGAUUUGAUGACUUGGUUUUGUCGCUUGUUCGAAACCGGCUCGCUUAUAACGCCUGCAGUGGACCGGGUGUCAUGGGAAACAGGGCCAAGUCUGGAGGCGGCCGUGAAGCAGGCAUUGCAAAAUGCCUCGCCCGGGGCUAAGCAGCAAGUGGGGUUGCGCAAGCAGGUCUUUGUGUUCGGACCCGGAAAUGAACGACCCAUAUAG
Molecule: messenger RNA, 1041 nt
Organism: Penicillium waksmanii
Lineage: Eukaryota; Fungi; Ascomycota; Eurotiomycetes; Eurotiales; Aspergillaceae
Product: MDR family NADPH-dependent oxidoreductase
Exons: 2
Coding region: 1-1041 (346 amino acids)
Biological process (GO): fatty acid metabolic process
Cellular component (GO): mitochondrion
Molecular function (GO): trans-2-enoyl-CoA reductase (NADPH) activity
Source: RefSeq, a predicted model, not a curated record